Messenger RNA from Acipenser ruthenus (sterlet), 6283 nucleotides. RefSeq names its product adenylate kinase 9 (gene ak9). Gene Ontology annotation, molecular function: AMP kinase activity; ATP binding. The transcript is spliced from 39 exons. Bases 92 to 5548 code for a protein of 1818 amino acids. Gene Ontology annotation, cellular component: mitochondrion; cytoplasm. Gene Ontology annotation, biological process: nucleobase-containing compound metabolic process. NCBI's taxonomy places the organism in Eukaryota, Metazoa, Chordata, Actinopteri, Acipenseriformes, Acipenseridae. The record is from RefSeq and is a predicted model, not a curated record.
GGUAUCUCCAUGGUUACAGGUAAAAACAAAUCAGUCAAAGAAGGGGAUUGAAGCUAAAGCCACACGAAGCAAAGUAAACAGAGUAAAAAAUAUGGACACCGCAGAAAAUGGACAGGUCCUGGAACAGAUCCCUUUUCUUGACAAAUUUGACGAAGAUGAAGCUGAAAAAGAGAUUCUUCUGUCAAAACCAACCUGCUUCAUUAUUAUUGGAAAGCCUAGCAUAGGCAAGUUCACACUAGCCAAGAGAUUAUCACAGACCUGGAAAUGCGUCCUUAUUAAUGCUACUGAACUCAUAAAGCAACAUAUUGCCAUUAAGACAGAACAUGGCUUAAAGUUUAUGGAGUUGCUUAAUCAAGGACUAAGCAUUCAUGAAGAGCUGGUCAUAAAGAUUAUUCUGGACAAGAUUAACUCACCAGAAGUUGAACAUCAUGGUUAUGUUCUAUGUAGCCUUCCUUCCAUGUCAGAGGAAUACCUUAAGAUCUCAGAGCAGAUGGAGCUGAUAAAAAAUCUGAAGCUGAAACCAGAUUUCAUCAUAAACAUUAAGUGUCCUGACUAUGACCUGUGUAAUCGGCUGUCUGGGCAAAGGCAACAUCCAGAAACAGGGCAGUUGUACCAGAAGGAACAGUGGGACCCUGAGAAAGUAGAGAAAAAGAAGAAAAAACAAACUGGAGAAAUGGAAGAGGCAGAAGAGGAGGAAGAAGAAGAAGAGGAGCAGGAGGCAGAGGAAAGUGAACUCCAAAAAGAGAAUGUUGCUCAAUUUGUGAAACGGCCAGAAGAUUUUUUGGAAAACUCAGAGAGAAGCAUUGCACUUUAUAAAGACACUUUACUCAUUCCUUUAGAGGAUUAUAUGACUGAUCAUGAUCCGCAGUACCUGAUUGAACUGGACGGUAACAUGAGUCCCAAUGAGCUGUUUAUGUCAGUAAUAUCCCGACUGGAGUCCAUGGGUCUGAGAAGUGUGGCGGUGGCAGUCAGAUUACUAGAGUCUGAGGAAGAGGAGAUUGAUACUGAAGAGCUGUUGAGAACCCUUUCAGCCAGUAAUAUGGUGGCUCCAAGAUACAGGUGGCGAAGGAGUCGGUGGGGUCGGGCCUGCCCUGUAGCUUUGAAACAAGGACACAUCAUCAUGGGAAAACCAAAUUUCUCUGUUGGGUUCCUGGAUAAAAUAUAUGUGCUUUCAACCCAAGAAGCCAUGGACAAAUUUAUGUCAAACCCCCGGCCAUACCUCCUGCCCCCCAUGCCUAGGCCCCCCUGUAAAGUAGUGGUUGUGGGACCACCAUCCUCAGGAAAAACAACACUUUGCAAUUUAAUUGCAGAAAAAUACGGUGCAAAGGUUGUGGACAUGGAGAAGCUGAUCCAGACCCUGCUGACUGAAGAGCGAGAGAAGAGCCUGAAGAAGGUCACAGAGAUGACACUGCCUGUUGCACUUGGAGAGGUGAUGGAGAACCAUGAACAACAGGUGAUAAACGGCCUGACAGCAAAUGCAGAUGGUGUAUCGACUAUACCAGAUGAGCAACAGGGAGAUACAAAAUCAGUUUCAUCAAGUGAAAAAAGUUUUAAACAAAGUCUCCCGGCAACAACACCAACACCCCUUCCUACCGAUGAAGUCAUCAAGAAUGAGAUGCAGCUUCCGAUUACAUUUUCGGUUGAAGCCUAUAUAGAUACACUGGAAAAGGCCAUCCAUCAGACUAGUGAAGAACGAGGUACCGAAGUUCCAAUUGGAGGAGGAUGGGUGUUGGAUAACUUCCCAAAAAGCAAAGCUCAGUUGAUAUUGAUGCAGGAGAGGGGACUUAUGCCUGAUUGUUUAAUCUGUUUGAGAGACAGUGAAGAUGAUGGUAAGUAUCUCCUUAGAAGACUUUAUUUACUGAAUCAGGAUCAGAUUAAUUCUGCCAUUUUGGAAAGACUGAAGGAAGAAAGAACAGCGAGAGUACAUGAAGCAAGGGAAAGACAACAAACAAAGUUGGAGGCUUUAAGAGAAGCAGAGCUGAGGACGGAGGAAGAUAAGCAGGGCAAGCUUGAGGCAGUAGAGGAGUUAUCAGAAGAACAAGAUAUAAAAGAACAUUCACAAUCAGAAACAGAUGACAACCUGUCACAAACCGACGCAGAUAGUUCACAACUUGAGACACAGUCUGAGGUGGAACCGCAAGCCAAGACUGAGGUUGAACCGAAGUCUGAGGUGGAAACAGAUCUUGAGGAUGAACCAGAAAUUACUUUGCCCCCGAUUUUGGAAGAUGGUUACCCAGAGGUCACAGAGAUGGAAAAGUACAAACUUCAGGUGAAGAACUUCAUAUUGGAGUGGCAGACCAUGGAAAGCAUUUUAGCAGGAACCUCUUCCGUCAUGCCCACACUGUUGGAGAUUGCUGGGAAAACCCCUCUGACUUUACUCAGUGAUGCAGUCACCAAAAUUGAGAUGCCUUUAAAGUACAAAGCCUGGGAGAUGACAGGGGUGGAUCUGGAUGAGGAGGAGGAAGAUGCCCAGGCAGCUGCUGAGGCUGAGGAGCAGAACUUGGAAGAAGAAGAAGAAGAGGAAGAAGAAGGCAAAGACGAGGCAGAGAAAGAAAGCCCUUCACAAAGGAACAUGGGAGACAGCAAGCACUUCUGUCCAGUAACUCUCAAGGAGAAAAACAUAUUGUUUCCAUGCACUGAUGAAUAUGCUGCCAAGUAUAAAGAAAAGGUUUACUAUUUUUCUAGUAGUGAAGCCCGGGAAACUUUCCUGCUCAACCCUGAGGUGUAUGUGGCUAAGACCGAACCACUCAAAGCCCCUCCAGUGAGAGUGUUUCUUCUGGGUGCACGUGGCUCUGGCAAAACAACCCAUGGUAAGUGGCUGGCCAACAAACUGAGCAUCUUCCAUAUCCAAUUCAAAGAAUGGCUGCAGGAGCGCAUCAUGUUUAAAACUCAGAAAAAGAUCAGGCCUACAGAUGAAGAGGAGCAGGCCACCGAUGAAGAGGAGGAGGUGCCCCAGGACCUGGUGGACAUGCUGGCCGCUCGAGGUUUGGAACUGCCUGCUGAGCUUAAGUCUGAGGAAAAGCAAGAGGAAACUCCAGCUGAGGUGGAGCUUAACGAUGAAGAGGAGGCAGUCAGAUCUUACCUGUCUGAUAAUGAGGCGUUGCCUCCAGAGGUUCUCGACAUGAUCGUUCCAAAGUGCUGGGAGGAGGAACCUUUCCGUUCCAAAGGGUUUAUAUUGGAAGGAUUUCCACAAAGCCCAGAGGAAGUCCAGUACCUGGUGGAGCGCAGUCUGUUCCCAGACACCUUUGUGAUUAUGGAACUGGCAGUAACUGAUAUCAUACAUCGUUUGUUGCCCCCGGUCUUAUCCAAAUGGCAGAAUAAACGAAAUAAGAAGCUGGAGAAACAGAGGAUUAUCAAAGAAUUGAAAAACAAAUUGAGGGAGGAAGCAAUUGUUAAAAGGAGAGCUGAACUCUUAGCUGAACAAGCAGAAAAAAAGGUAAAAAAGGAUAGAGAGGAAGACAGUGAAGAGGAGGAGGAGGUGGAGGAAGAGGCGGAGGAAUAUGAUAUUGAGUCAGCCCUCUUGGACGAGUUCCCGCCAGAGGAGGAUGAGGACGAUGCAGAGGAAGAACAGGAGGGUGAAGCCAUUGAGCGAUUGGAAUCAGAAAUAGGGGAGAGGUUUCAGUCAGACACCAGCAGUCUUCAAUCUGUUCAGGAAUUGUUGCUUGAAAAUCAUAUACCCAAGAUCACUGUCAGGGCAGAACGGAUGUCCCAUAUUGUGCGCUUCCAGCUGUUUGAAAAGCUGAAGCCCCUGGUGGAGAACAGAGAGGCUAUUUUCGAGAAAUGCUACCCACUGAGUUUCAGUCUAGCUCGCAAGCUUCUACACUCCUCAUAUAAAAUCACCAGUGGUUUUGGCUGCUGGGACCCUGUCAAGCUAAGUGAAGGAGCUGUGAUUCAGCCGAUACAAGGUCCUCAAAACCCAAGCUACCCUGUGAUCUACCGCCAGUUCAUUUACUUCUUUGCGUCCAAGCAGAACAGAGACAAAUUCAUAAUGCAUCCCAUCAAAUACCUUCGACAACCCAAACCAAAGCCUAUGGUGCCAAUCAAGGUUGCAGUUGUUGGACCCCCAAAAUCUGGAAAGAGCACUGUUGCCAAAAUGUUUGCACGUGUGCAUGGUCUGCAACGUUUGUCAAUAGGAGAGGCCAUACGUUCGCUGUUGUCCAAUCAAAAACAGAGAGAGUUGACCAUUCAGAUAAAAAAAUAUCUAACCCAGGGUUUGGCAGUUCCAGACGAACUAGCAGUUCAGUGUCUGGAUUUGGCCCUGAUGGACCUUGUUUGCCAAAGCAGAGGAUUUGUUCUUGAUGGCUUUCCUAAUACAAAGAAGCAAAUGGACCUCUUGGAAGCCCGCUGUAUAAUCCCUGUGAGGAUCUUUGAGUUACAGAUGGAAACACAGGAGGUUCUAAAAAGAGGAUUAAUCGAUAAAAUCAAUAAUGAGAGGCCCUACCCACUGCAUGACAGUCCACAAAUUCUCGCCAUCCGCAAUUCAUGUUACAAGACCGAGAUCCUUGGUGUCAAAAAGUACUAUGAAGAGCAAUUCCAGAACUGGGUGGUUAUUGAUGGUGAGAGGAGCAAGUGGUGGGUGUGGAAUAAAGUACUUGAGGAGGCAAGUACAAGUGUGAAGCAAAUUCAGACUUACCUGGAGAGGAUUAGAGAAGGGAAAUCAGCCAGCAUUGAUCGGUUAUGCAUCACACCCCAGGAGCUGCUAUCUCGUUUGGGAGAGUUUGGCCAGUACUGUCCUGUCAGCCUCGCGCUGGACAAAAAGCUGGUGGAUUGCUCCCUCUCCACAUCUUUAGAGUACACAGCCGAAUUCCGUGGGCACUAUUACAAAAUGAAGUCUGGGGAGUAUUUGCAGAAAUUCCUUGAUACACCGGAGAUGUUUGUCCUGCCACUAGCUCCUAACCCCCUCCCUCCACCACACCUGUUGCCGAAGAAACUGUCUGCGGCAGCUGUUAAGGCCAAGUUCCCCAAACAGGCAGAAAUGCUGGGAUACUGUCCUGUGACUUACCUGGAUGGAAAACAGAGAUAUGAAGCACUUGUUCCUGGAAACAUUGAGCAUGCUGCUGAAUACAGGGACAAAAUUUUUAUUUUUGCCAGUGAAGAAAAGCUGGAAACAUUUCUGAGGUUACCUGAAACAUAUUGGAAUCAAAAACUCCCAAAAAAACUCCCACCAAAGAAAGAACCAGUGUUGCUUACUUCCCUUCCGAUGCUGGGUUACCUUGAACAAGGGACAGCAACUUCAAUAAUAAAUGCUCUGACGGCUGUCGGUUGCUUGAAGCCUAAGUACCCAUUUCUCAGUGUGACGAAAUCUGCUCUGCUAUAUCUGGGGUACCAUUUAAAAGCAUAUAACCCCAGAAAUUCGGACUAUGUGCGUAAGAAGUACAAGAAGAAGCUGGAACAGUUUGAAGAGUGCUGUGAACUUGUAUCAUACCUGGGAUCAAAAAUGACUCACAAAUACAAGGAACCUCAAGAAAGGCCUAUUGACUUUGAUCAUAAACUUCAUACGUUUUUGUCUCUUAAAGGGACUGAACCAACUUCAACUUGGGUUGUUUAAUAGCCUUCCUGAGCUUCUUUACAUUCAGCGUGAAGUUGACACAAAAUUUAACUUUUUCUUCUGCACAAUUCUAAUAUGUUAAGAAACUAUAUUCUCCAUUAACUCGUGCUGUUUUUAAUUCAUACGGUGUAACAUACUCUGUAAACCAAAUAGCGGCAUCAAUGUUGUGCAUAAUUUGGUGUCUUGGUAAAUUAUUUAUGAAAUGCCAGUGUGAAAAGGGUCUUUCUUUGCCUUGGUAAGGGGAACACAAAGCAUACCGCAUAUAGUAUUUUGUUUGAAAUGCUUGUAUAAAGAGUUUGUAGAUAUGCAUACUAUCAACAAAUCCAUAAACUGUAUUAGUCAGUUCUUCGAUACUCCCAGUUCAUAUGAAAACAUAAUUUGAUAAUAGCAAUAGGCUAAAAUGUCCUGCUUUGGAUAUACAAUGUGUGAUCAAUUACCAGUAGAAAUAAUAAUAAUAAUAAUAAUAAUAAUAAUAAUAAUAAUAAUAAUAGAAAAUGAUUCAGUGCCAUCAGCUUCCAGCUCUAGCGGACUUCAUCAGAUGGUAGGUGCCCAUCAAUCAUCAACUGUAAAUCAAAUUUAAAAUCAAUCAACAACAAACAACAAACCGAGACACAGACAGUUCAGUAGUAAUAUUGCUCCAUUCAGAUAUCUGGCACUGUCCAGAUAAACUAUAUGUAACUCUGAUAAGUAAAAAGUUAUUUGUUUAAUAAACUUAUUUGUUUUUUUGUCUCAUUA